This is a messenger RNA of Folsomia candida, 2697 nucleotides long. RefSeq names its product cactin (gene cactin). Gene Ontology annotation, biological process: mRNA cis splicing, via spliceosome. Bases 258 to 2624 code for a protein of 788 amino acids. Lineage: Eukaryota; Metazoa; Arthropoda; Collembola; Entomobryomorpha; Isotomidae. Gene Ontology annotation, cellular component: spliceosomal complex; cytoplasm. The record is from RefSeq and is a predicted model, not a curated record. The transcript is spliced from 9 exons. Gene Ontology annotation, molecular function: protein binding.
CUCUCACUGGCUUUCUGUGAAACACUUUUGCGACUGACAAAAAUUAAUUACAGAAUGUUUGUUUUAAGGUAUUUUGUUUUAAGUCUAGUUUAAUCGUUUCAAGGUGCUAAGGCCUAGUAUUUGACUGCUCUGGUCGGAAAAGGGACAAAGAUACAACUACACAGGGAGAGUGAAGGGUGCGUUUCGUUAGAAUCUAACGAGUCACUUUCUCGUCAUCUAUUUUCCAAUUUAACGCAUAGUUUGACUGAGAUAAGAAUAUGGGAAGACAUCGAUCCAGAUCCAGAUCGCGUACCCCGGUGGAAAGUCGACUUCUCAAGCUGGCUAACAUGGAUAGUCUUGCUGAAAAGAUGCGACUAGAAAAAGCAAAAAAGAAAGAUGAGAGAGAAUGGGAUAAGGACAAAAAGAUGGUUUCAAGUACAAGACCAAGGUCAAGAUCGACAAGUAGAGGAAGGAAUAAGAUGAAACAAGUACGUCCAGAGCGAGGAAAUGGUAGUAGGAGACGGUCGAGAUCAAGAAGCCGAUCAAAAACCCCUCCUCGUAAAGGGAAGGACCAAGAGGGUAGAGCAGAGAGUAGAAGUAAAAGUUCUGAUAAGCGACAUAAGGAUAAGAAGAACAAGGACAAAGGAAAGGAUAAGGCUUCGUCCAAUAAUGGGAAACAACACAAAGAGAAAAAGUCUAAGAAAUCUAAAAAGAAGAAGAGUAAAAGCAGGAAGAGACAUUCGUCGUCAGAGUCAGAUUCAGACUCGUCAGUUUCUUCUGCAGAUUCAUUGGUGUUACUUCAGAGAUUGGAGGAAGAGCGCAAAAAGCAAAAGGCUGAAGAGAAGCGACGUAAAGAAGAAAUGAAGGCACGCGAAACUCCAGAAGAGAAAAGGCAACGUCGUUUGGCUAAGAAGGAAGAAAAAGAACGAAAACGAAAAGAACGAAUGGGUUGGGAUCCGGAACAUCUACAUUAUACAAAUAGUGACAACCCAUUUGGUGAUCAUGAUCUCAUGGGAACGUUUGUCUGGAAGAAAAAAUUAGAAAAAGAUGGAAUGAAAGACAUGAGUAAAGCAGAUAUCGAAAGGAGAAACCGAUUAUUAGCUGAUGAAAAUAAGCGAGAGUUGGAAAAGGUGAAACAGCGGAGACUGGAGAAAGAGCGUGAGACACAGGCAAGAGAGGAGGAGCAACAGUUGUUACAAAGACAGAAAGAAGCAGAACAGUUUCAAGAAUGGGGGAAGCAAGAAGAUGUAUUUCACCUGGAACAAGCUAGACUCCGUUCUAAGAUCAGGAUAACUGAUGGGAGAGCAAAACCAAUUGACCUUCUGGCUCAGUACGUCAGUGCUGAAGAUGAAGUGGAUGCCAUUGAAAUGCAUGAACCAUAUACAUAUUUAAACGGUUUAACAAUAGGAGAUCUGGAGGAUCUUUUGGAGGAUAUUGUGGUUUAUAAAGAGCUUGAGAGAGGGAAGAAUCUAAGUUAUUGGAACGAUAUUACUGUGAUUGUUGAGGACGAAUUAAGAAAAUUACGCAAGCUGGAACAAGAUGAUGACUAUCGAAUGGCUGUGGAAAGACGUGAAGGAAUAAACUCUGCGGUUGCCUCAGACGUUGGUGAAUUACUCAAAGGAAAAACUGCUGAAAAACUUGAAGAACUCAAAAUAAGUAUUCAGUCAAAACUAGACGGCUCAGUGCAUGGAUUGGAUAUUAGUUACUGGGAAUCUUUGCUAUCUCAACUAAAGGCGUACAUUGCGAGAGCCCGACUUCGAGAUCGACAUCAAGACAACUUGAAAGCAAAGUUGCAAAUGUUGAAAGCACAACAAGGAGUCAAGGUUGAAGCCGAGUCUGAUGAAAGUGCCCACGGAGAUUCCCAAAUACCUUCGCAGUCUAUGGACAUUGAUGAAACCAAACAAGAGCCCACCAGCAGUGCAACUUUGAAAGAUCAAAAAGGAGAGGAAUUGCCAGAUGAUGAUGAGGAAGAUGAUGACGAAGAACAGACUGAUAUUGUUGAAGAAAGUAUUCGCCGCUAUGAUGUUGGGGGCUACUCCCCAAAAAUUAUUAGUCUUGAUGAAAUCGAACCAGGGAUUUUUGUCAUUGGUGAGGAUGAAGACAACGCUCGGCUGGAGCAAGCAAGAUCUCAGGUGCUUAAGGUUGGCAAGAAGGUAGAGAAUGUGUGGACAGCAGAAGAAAAAGCUUUAGAAAAGGAAGCCAAGAAGGGGAUGACGGAUGACGAGGCUGGAUUUUCUGUGGAAUCUCAAGUGAGCGAUUUAUAUUUGUGGUCAGACAAAUAUCGGCCAAGAAAACCUAGAUAUUUCAACCGAGUUCACACUGGUUUCGAAUGGAACAAAUACAAUCAGACGCAUUAUGACAUGGAUAACCCGCCUCCAAAGAUUGUUCAGGGAUACAAGUUCAACAUUUUUUAUCCCGACCUGAUUGACAAAACUUCUACUCCCCGUUAUACUGUGACCGCUUGUGCUGACAACCCUGAUUUUGCUAUUUUACGAUUUAUCGCUGGACCACCGUAUGAAGACAUUGCAUUCAAGGUGGUCAACAGGGAAUGGGAGUAUUCGUAUAAACGUGGAUUCCGCUGUCAAUUUCAAAAUAAUAUAUUUCAGUGCUGGUAUCAUUUCAAACGGUAUCGGUACAGGCGUUAAAUUAAUUGCUAAAUAUAUGGGUUGUGCAAACAAACCUAGCUACCUAACUAAAUUAAUUAUUUUUGACAAGAAA